CUCCGUUACGGGGCUUGUGCGGUGGCUUCGGGGAGCGAUCGACCGCGGCCAUGCCCGAACCGGCCAAAUCGGCGCCUGCGCCUAAAAAAGGCUCGAAAAAAGCUGUGACAAAGACCCAGAAAAAGGGUGACAAGAAGCGGCGGCGCAGCCGCAAGGAGAGUUACUCCAUCUACGUGUACAAGGUGCUGAAGCAAGUGCACCCCGACACCGGCAUCUCCUCCAAGGCCAUGGGCAUCAUGAAUUCCUUCGUCAACGACAUCUUCGAGCGCAUCGCGGGGGAGGCCUCGCGCCUGGCGCACUACAACAAGCGCUCCACCAUCACCUCGCGGGAGAUCCAGACGGCCGUGAGGCUCCUGCUGCCCGGCGAGCUGGCCAAGCACGCCGUCUCCGAGGGUACCAAGGCUGUCACCAAAUACACCAGCUCCAAAUAAAGCUGCCCGUUUAGGCUCGGCUUAA
Phalacrocorax carbo (great cormorant) is the source of this 456-nucleotide messenger RNA. Lineage: Eukaryota; Metazoa; Chordata; Aves; Suliformes; Phalacrocoracidae. The record is from RefSeq and is a predicted model, not a curated record.